GCGCGGGGGCAGCGUAAAGCUCCGUAGGCUGCCGGCGCGGCGGGAGCCCUUCAGGCCGCGCGAUGGGUGCCGAGGCCUCCGGGAGCAGGCCGGCGCUGCGGGAGCUGGUGCGCGAGGCCGAGACCAGCCUGCUCGAGUGCAAGGUGUGCUUUGAGCGGUUCGGCCACCGCCAGCAGCGGCGCCCGCGCAACCUGCCCUGCGGCCACGUGGUCUGCCUGGCCUGCGUGGCCGCCCUGGCGCACCCGCGGACGCUGGCCCUCGAGUGCCCCUUCUGCCGGCGAGCCUGCAGGGGCUGCGACACCAGCGACUGCCUGCCUGUGCUGCACCUCCUGGAGCUCCUGGGCUCCGCGCUGCGCCCGGCCCCAGCCGCCCCCCGCGCCGCCCCCUCCCCCCCCGGGGUCCUCACCUGCCACCACGCCUUCGGAGGCUGGGGGACCCUGGUCAACCCCACUGGGCUGGCGCUGUGUCCUAAGACGGGGCGGGUCGUGGUGGUGCACGACGGCAGGAGGCGUGUCAAGAUCUUUGACGCCGGGGGAGGAUGUGCCCAUCAGUUUGGAGAGAAGGGGGCCGCUGCUCAGGACAUUAGGUAUCCACUUGACGUCACCGUCACCAAUGACUGCCAUGUGGUUGUCACCGACGCCGGUGACCGCUCCAUCAAAGUGUUUGACUUCUUUGGCCAGAUCAAGCUUGUCAUCGGAGGCCAGUUCUCCUUGCCUUGGGGUGUGGAGACCACCCCUCAGAAUGGGGUCAUGGUAACUGAUGCGGAGGCGGGGUCCCUGCACCUCCUGGAAGUCGACUUUCCAGAAGGGGUCCUCCGGAGAAAUGAACGGUUGCAAACUCACCUGUGCCAUCCCAGGGGGGUGGCGGUGUCCUGGCUCACCGGGGCCAUUGCGGUCCUAGAGCACCCCCUGGCUGUGGGGACCGGGGCCUGCAGCACCACGGUGAAGGUGUUCAGCGCAAGUAUGCAGCUCAUCGGCCAGGUGGAUGCCUUUGGGCUGAGCCUCUUCUUCCCCUACAAAAUAACCGCCUCCGCUGUGACCUUUGAUCACCAGGGGAACGUGAUUAUUGCCGAUACUUCUAGUCUGGCUGUCCUAUGCUUAGGAAAACCUGAGGAGUUUCCAGUACUGAAGCCCAUCAUCACCCAUGGCCUUUCCCAUCCUGUGGCACUGACCUUCACCAAGGAAAAUUCUCUUCUUGUGCUGGACAGUGCAGCCCAUUCUAUAAAAGUCUAUAAGGUUGACUGGGGGUGAUGGUGGGAGUCUUGGGGCGUGGCAUCAGAAGCCCUGGAGCUGCCACUGCUGAAUUGUUGAACCCUGGAUAAAUUACUUAAUCUCAUCUGUUCAACAGAGAUAAUUAUAAGUGCCUGGUAGACUUACAGAGGUUGGGACAAUUAUUAAAGUAUAAUAAUUAAAUCUAUGAUUUAUGGAUUAUGUACUCCCUGUGCUAAGAAAUUUGCUAAUAUUAGCUCCUUUAAUCCUUACAAUUACCCAAUUUCUAUUAUGAAUCCCAUUUUAGAGAUGAGAAAACUGAGACCCAGAGAGCUUAAGUGAUUUACCCAAGGUCACAUUUACUCACUAUGACAGUCACAAAUGGAACUCAAUUCUGACUCCAAAACCCCUUGCUCUUAAAUAAGAUAACAGAUGUGGAAAAAUAUAUGUGGGUGUAUAUUGUUGCUAUGUGUACUCUAUUUACAGGUAACUAUUUAGUUAGAUGCACAGAGAAAGGAGACUUUAUCGAGUUCAAGAGAAAAAAGGAUUUUGUGGUGGACAUCAGUUUAGUUCAACGUGCAGUUCCUUUGGUGGCUCAUUAGAUGGAGUUACUGUGGAUCCUGAGUUAGUUGAAUAAGAAAAACAGUUGAAAUUGCUUAUUCAAAAGGUCAACGCGUCUCUUAGUACCUGUAUCUCCUCCACUGUAGGUACUCAGGAAAUACUACUUGGUUGAGAAAGGCUUGUGUUGACGUAAGUUCUAAACUCCUGCGGAACGCUCUACCCCUAUACUCUGUGUUAGAGGCUGGAUGAUAUUUCUGUUCAUGUUAAUAAAGAGGCCACGUGUGGUAUAUGCAGCACGUAUGGAAAUAUCACUUGUUACCAUGUGGAUUACCCAACUGGAAGAAUGGGGCAUGAGUUCCUGAGAUGACCUGGGAGCGAAUCAGAGAGGCCAAGCACUACCCACCCUGCGCCACCUGGUGAAUCCAUAAAAGCAAGCAAAGGCACACUCAGCAGCGCUCACAUCACCUUCCAUCUGUUCUGGUUUUGCUCGAUACCUGAUCCUUGGAGUGUCUCCUGUUUUUGACCUUGU
Molecule: messenger RNA, 2298 nt
Organism: Mesoplodon densirostris (Blainville's beaked whale)
Lineage: Eukaryota; Metazoa; Chordata; Mammalia; Artiodactyla; Ziphiidae
Gene: NHLRC1
Product: NHL repeat containing E3 ubiquitin protein ligase 1
Exons: 3
Coding region: 63-1250 (395 amino acids)
Biological process (GO): proteasome-mediated ubiquitin-dependent protein catabolic process; negative regulation of translation; protein polyubiquitination
Molecular function (GO): protein binding; translation repressor activity; ubiquitin protein ligase activity
Source: RefSeq, a predicted model, not a curated record